Molecule: messenger RNA, 2169 nt
Organism: Lucilia sericata (common green bottle fly)
Lineage: Eukaryota; Metazoa; Arthropoda; Insecta; Diptera; Calliphoridae
Product: phenoloxidase 2-like
Exons: 3
Coding region: 101-2158 (685 amino acids)
Molecular function (GO): oxidoreductase activity
Source: RefSeq, a predicted model, not a curated record
UCAGUUCCGCUAGUGGAACAAUCCACGUAAGAAGUUUUUACGGUCGAGGAAUUAACACAAUAAAGUUGUUUUAAAAGUUAUAAGUAAAUCUAUAAUAAAAAUGGCUGACAAACACGAUCUGCUACUGCUGUUCGAGCGCCCCAAUGAACCUGUGUUCAUGGAAAAAGGCAAAACUAUCACGGUCUUUGACGUUCCCGAUAAAUUUUUGACCGAUCGUUACCGCCCCAUUGGUAGUGAGGUGCAAACCCGCUUUGGUGAGAAGGCUGAGAAACGCAUUCCAGUACGCGAUGUUUCACUGCCUGAUUUGCGCAUACCCAUGUCAUUGGGGCGUGAUGAACAAUUCUCAUUGUUUAUUCCUCGUCAUAGGCGUAUUGCUGGACGCUUGAUUGAUAUUUUCAUAGGAUUACGUUCAAUAGAUGAUUUGCAAAGUGUUGCUGUUUAUGCUCGUGAUCGUUUAAAUCCUUUCCUCUUUAAUUAUGCCCUCUCUGUGGCAUUGUUACAUCGUCCAGACACUAAGAGCUUAGAUUUGCCUUCAUUUGCUCAAAACUUCCCCGAAAAGUUUGUGGACUCCCACGUAUUCCGCCAGGUGAGAGAAGAAGCUACCGUUGUUUCCGAAGGCUCUCGCAUGCCAAUUAUUGUGCCCAGAGAUUAUACUGCUUCUGAUUUGGACCCCGAACAUCGUUUGUGGUAUUUCCGUGAAGACAUGGGUAUUAAUCUACAUCACUGGCAUUGGCAUUUAGUGUAUCCUUUUGAAGCUGGCGAUCGUAGUAUUGUAGCCAAGGAUCGUCGUGGUGAAUUAUUUUAUUACAUGCAUCAACAGAUUGUUGCUCGUUACAAUUUGGAACGUUUUAGCAACAAUUUGGGCCGAGUCGCCAGAUUCAAUAAUUUCCGUCAACCCAUUCCUGAGGGUUAUUUCCCAAAAAUGGAUUCCUUGGUAGCUAGUCGUGCUUGGCCACCUCGUUUUGACAACACAGCCCUUUCUGACCUUAAUCGUGAAUUGGAUCAAAUUAACUUGGAUAUUUCAGAUCUGGAAAGAUGGCGUGAUCGCAUUUUCGAUGCCAUACACCAAGGUUUCGUAGUAGAUGAAAGUGGCAACCGCAUUACUCUGGAUGAACAACGUGGUAUCGAUGUUCUGGGUAACAUUAUGGAAUCUUCAAUUAUUUCUCCCAAUCGUUCAUUUUACGGAGAUCUUCACAAUAUGGGUCAUGUCUUCAUUUCUUAUGCCCAUGAUCCAAAUUAUCGGCAUUUGGAAUCGUUUGGUGUUAUGGGUGAUGCAGCCACCGCCAUGCGCGAUCCUGUUUUCUACAAAUGGCACGCCUAUGUAGAUGAAAUAUUCCAAGAACACAAAACCCGCUUAAAUCCCUAUACUCUGCCAGAAUUACAAUAUGAUGGAGUUACCAUUUCUGGUGUUCAGGUGGCAGCCGAUGGUGGUCGUCCCAAUGUUCUGUCCACAUUCUGGCAACAAUCUGAUGUUGAUCUAUCAAGAGGAAUGGAUUUCGUACCCAGAGGCAAUGUUUUUGCUCGCUUUACUCAUUUGCAACAUGUACCCUUCACAUAUACUAUUAAUAUCAAUAAUGAAAGUGGAGCUCAACGUUUCGGUACAGUACGUAUAUUUUUGGGACCAAAGACCGAUGAGAGAGGACAACAGUGGUUGUUUAGAGAUCAGCGUUCAAUGAUGGUAGAAUUGGAUAAAUUUGUUGUUACACUUAAUCCCGGUCAAAAUACCAUUCGCCGUCGUUCUACUGAUUCCAGUGUUACCAUACCUUUCGAACGUACUUUCCGAAAUUUGGAUGCUAAUCGUCCUGCCGCUGGUUCUGCCGAAGAAUUGGAGUUCAAUUUCUGUGGUUGUGGUUGGCCACAACAUAUGUUGAUUCCUAAGGGUCUGCCCGAAGGACUGCGCUGUGAACUCUUUGUCAUGGUGUCUAAUUACGAAGUAGAUCGAGUCGAUCAACAAUUGGUGGGUGCUUGCAGUGAUGCUGCUUCCUAUUGUGGUGUUCGUGAUCGUCUAUAUCCCGAUCGUCGUGCAAUGGGUUUCCCCUUCGAUCGUUUGCCUCGCCAAGGAGCUGAUCGUUUGAUAAAUUUCUUGACACCCAACAUGAGCAUUGUAGACGUUGUUAUUCAAAACGAUCCCAAUCGAAUCGUACAACGUCAAAACUAAGUGAUUUUGUU